AUGCCAAUUCCAAACAAGGCAGGUGAACCGGAUUUCAAGCUGAAAGUUGAACCCGCCGACAAAAUAGUUAUCAAGUUCAAGAUGAACGAGGAGUCGAUCGUCCCCCUGACGAUCACAAAUCCAUUGAAGGAUCGCAUUUGCUACAAGGUCAAAUGCACCGACAAUGAGAUCUUCCGUGUUCGUCCCCCACUUGGCUUCAUCGACGCUGGAAAAAGUUCAACGGUGAAGAUUUCGCUGAAGGCUAAAGCUGGAAUGGACACACACAGACACUUCUUUGCCAUUUAUCACCUCACCAACAAUCCGCCUGCGAAUCAGAAGAAAGAAGCUGAAAAGGCGGCUGAAAAAAACUGUAGAGCUCUUUGGAAACCGGAGACGAAACCCGAUGGAGUUAUCAGAUUGCAAGCGGUUUUGGAGAAUGAGGACGAGGACAAGGAGAAAAAGGAGGAAGAAAAAGAGGAGAAGAAGGAGGAAAAGAAGAACGAGGAGAAAGAAGAGAAGAAGGAAGAUAAGAAAGAAGAGAAAAAGGAAGAGAAGGAGGAGGAUAAAAAAGAAGAGUAG
Messenger RNA from Caenorhabditis elegans, 558 nucleotides. RefSeq names its product Major sperm protein (gene T22B3.3). NCBI's taxonomy places the organism in Eukaryota, Metazoa, Nematoda, Chromadorea, Rhabditida, Rhabditidae. The record is from RefSeq and is marked reviewed. The transcript has a single exon. The coding region runs from base 1 to 558 and encodes 185 amino acids.